AUGUCCAGCACUGAGAUUCCCAAGACCCAAAAGGCCAUUGUGUUCUACACCAACGGCGGCAAGCUCGAGUACAAGGACAUCGCCGUUCCUGAACCAAAGCCCAACGAGUUGCUCGUCAACAUCAAGUACUCGGGCGUGUGUCACACCGACUUGCACGCCUGGAAAGGCGACUGGCCUCUACCAGUGAAACUCCCACUUGUGGGUGGCCACGAAGGUGCAGGCGUGGUGGUGGGCAUGGGGAGUAACGUCAAGGGCUGGAAAAUCGGCGAUCUCGCCGGUGUCAAGUGGCUAAACGGCUCGUGCAUGAGUUGCGAAUCCUGCGAGCUUGGUAACGAGUCCAACUGUCCCGAAGCAGACCUCUCAGGCUACACCCAUGAUGGCUCGUUCCAACAGUACUGUACGGCUGACGCCGUGCAAGCAGCCAAGAUCCCCAAGGGCACGGACUUGGCCGAGGUUUCUCCCAUACUGUGUGCAGGCAUCACCGUGUACAAGGCGUUGAAAUCUGCGAACUUGAAGGCCGGCCAGUGGGUGGCCGUGUCGGGCGCUUGCGGUGGGCUGGGCUCGCUCGCAGUGCAGUUUGCUCGCGGAAUGGGCUACCGCGUGCUCGGCAUCGACGGCGGUGCCGAUAAGGAGGAGUUGUUCACCAAACUGGGCGGUGAAGUGUUUGUCGAUUUCCGCAAGUCCAAGAACAUCGUCGAGGACGUGUUGCAAGCCACUGGUGGCGGUGCGCAGGGUGUGAUCAACGUCUCGGUUUCGGAAGCUGCUAUCGAGUCGUCCACUCAAUACGUCAGGGCCAACGGUACAGUCGUGCUCGUGGGAUUGCCAGGCGGUGCCAAGUGCAAGUCCGACGUGUUCACGCAAGUGGUCAAGUCCACGAAGAUCGUGGGCUCUUACGUCGGAAACCGUGCCGACACUCGCGAGGCGCUCGAUUUCUUUGCCCGUGGCUUGGUCAAAUCGCCCAUCAAGGUGGCUGGGCUCUCUGAGCUGCCCGAGAUCUUCGAAAAGAUGGAAAAGGGCGAAGUGCUCGGCAGAUAUGUCGUUGACACUGCCAAAUAA
This is a messenger RNA of Lachancea meyersii CBS 8951, 1056 nucleotides long. The record is from the annotation of a GenBank genome assembly. Lineage: Eukaryota; Fungi; Ascomycota; Saccharomycetes; Saccharomycetales; Saccharomycetaceae.